[Torrubiella] hemipterigena is the source of this 763-nucleotide messenger RNA. NCBI's taxonomy places the organism in Eukaryota, Fungi, Ascomycota, Sordariomycetes, Hypocreales, Clavicipitaceae. The record is from the annotation of a GenBank genome assembly.
CGCCGAGGGAGGAAACAAAAGAAAUUCUACAGUAUCAAGUAAGGUAUCGCUAACUGGCCAGGUUACUGAGAAAGCUGCAAGGCCGUCUAUUAUAAAUAUUGUGAUCUCCCGCCAAAAACCGUCUACCUUUCUACAUCUACCAAACACUCUAGAAACACUCAUCCAACUCUUCGAUCCAAUCUUUCUUCUACCUUUUACAAUGUACUCCACUACAGUUCUCUUCCUCGCCGCGUCCGUUACCGCUCUUCCCGGACUCAAGGCUCAGACCGCAACAAUGGUGCAAACUGGUGCACUUGAGUCGCGAACAAGCGGUCGUGUCUGCCCAAACAUCCUCUACAGUGUCCCGGCUUGCUGCUCCGUGGACAUUCUUGGCGUCGCUGAUCUCAGCUGCUCUACUCCACGUGAGGGAAAUGAUGAUGCCGAAGACUUUGUCGGUUCCUGUGCCGAUCAAGGCAAGGAAGCUAAAUGCUGCACUCUUGAGCUCGCAGGACUUGGAGUUCUCUGCUUUAGCACAAUCGGUGCUUAACUGACUUCAAGUUAAUGUGUCUCGUGUUGCACGCACGAAGUGUGACCGUCUACAUAUCUUGCAUCCUUUCUUCAUGACGUUGGGCUGAUAGUAGACCACGUAACUAGAUCAUGGUUGCGGUCCACCAAUCAUUCGACCAAGAACAUACAACCAAUUAGGUAACUCCCGCAGAUAGUGUAGAUAGCAUAGUUUACUCAGUGACCAAUUUAACAUAGUAUUUAUUAAUAUUCAUGCCCG